AGUCAGUUGGACGCGGCGGCUCCUUCAGCAAGGACGCACAGCUCACACAAUCCCUUCGAAGGACAUCAGCAGCCGACAAAUCGAACGACCUGCCACAACAUUCCAAUCCAUUCCGAUACAAUCCAAUCCAGACUUUGAAGUCCUGUAAAGCGUUUUACAUUCAGCUUACAUAAAUGCUAGAGCGCUGUAAAAAUCGGCGCUAGAAACGCCAAUUAGCCAGACAUGUUAGCCAUGUUUUAGUCGGUCCUUUCGCGCUUGACUUGUUUUGCAACUGUGUGCGUACGUUUGUGUGCGAGUGCCGCCCGAUUUUGUUUGUCCUUUUUUUUUCUGUUGGUGUCUCACCGAGUGCCGUUUUAAGCCAAGAUACUAGAGACAUACUAGCGACUAGCUAAUACAUAUUAACUUGUUGUGCCAGCGUUUUGUGUGUGCCAGUCAGCCUCUGAGUGCAUUUUCAUUAAAGUCAACAAGUUGCAGCCGCAUAAGGUCAAAUUAAAGCAGCCAGAGCCAAAAUGAUGGCGACGUCACAGGAUUAUUUCGGCAAUCCGUACGCCCUUUUCCGCGGACCGCCCACAACUCUGCGACCGCGCGAGUCGCCGCUCGGCGUGGGCCACCCCCACGGCCAUGGGCACAUGCACAGCCACGCCCACGCCCACGGGCACGGCCACGCCCACUCGCACUACGCGGCCUUGGACUUGCAGACGCCGCACAAGCGGAACAUCGAAACGGAUGUGCGGGCACCGCCGCCGCCAUUGCCGCCGCCACCGCUUCCGCUUCCGCCCUCAUCCCCUAGGUACAACACUGACCAAGGAGCGAUGGACCAGCAAUUCUGCUUGCGCUGGAACAAUCAUCCCACAAAUCUGACCGGCGUGCUCACCUCACUGCUGCAGCGGGAGGCGCUAUGCGACGUCACGCUCGCCUGCGAGGGAGAAACAGUCAAGGCUCACCAGACCAUCCUGUCAGCCUGCAGUCCGUACUUCGAGACGAUUUUCCUACAGAACCAGCAUCCACAUCCCAUCAUCUACUUGAAAGAUGUCAGAUACUCAGAGAUGCGAUCUCUGCUCGACUUCAUGUACAAGGGCGAGGUCAACGUGGGUCAGAGUUCGCUGCCCAUGUUUCUCAAGACGGCCGAGAGCCUGCAGGUGCGUGGUCUCACAGAUAACAACAAUCUGAACUACCGCUCCGAUUGCGACAAGCUGCGCGACUCGGCGGCCAGUUCGCCGACCGGACGUGGGCCGAGUAAUUACACCGGCGGCCUGGGCGGCGCUGGGGGCGUGGCCGAUGCGAUGCGCGACUCCCGCGACUCCCUGCGCUCCCGCUGCGAACGGGAUCUGCGCGACGAGCUGACGCAGCGCAGCAGCAGCAGCAUGAGCGAACGCAGCUCGGCGGCGGCAGCGGCGGCGGCGGCAGCAGCGGCGGUAGCGGCCGCCGGCGGCAAUGUCAAUGCGGCUGCCGUCGCCCUGGGCCUGACCACGCCCACCGGCGGCGAACGAUCUCCGAGCGUGGGCAGCGCCAGUGCAGCGGCGGCGGCCGCGGCUGUAGCGGCUGCUGUGGCAGCGGCUGCCAAUCGAAGUGCCAGCGCCGACGGAUGCAGCGAUCGGGGAAGCGAGCGCGGUACGCUCGAGCGGACGGAUAGUCGCGAUGAUCUGUUGCAGCUGGAUUACAGCAACAAGGAUAACAACAAUAGCAACAGCAGUAGUACCGGCAACAACAACAACAAUAAUAACAACAAUAGCAGCAGCAAUAACAACAACAGCAGCAAUAGGGAGCGCAACAACAGCGGAGAACGUGAGCGGGAGCGGGAAAGAGAGCGUGAGCGUGAGCGAGACAGGGACAGGGAGCUAUCCACCACGCCGGUGGAGCAGCUGAGUAGUAGUAAGCGCAGACGUAAGAACUCAUCAUCCAACUGUGAUAACUCGCUGUCCUCGAGCCACCAGGACAGGCACUACCCGCAGGACUCUCAGGCCAACUUCAAGUCGAGUCCCGUGCCCAAAACAGGCGGCAGCACAUCGGAAUCGGAGGACGCCGGCGGUCGCCACGACUCGCCGCUCUCGAUGACCACCAGCGUCCAUCUGGGCGGCGGUGGGGGCAAUGUGGGCGCGGCCAGCGCCCUGAGCGGUCUGAGCCAGUCGCUGAGCAUCAAGCAGGAGCUGAUGGAUGCCCAGCAGCAGCAGCAGCAGCAGCAUCGGGAACACCACGUGGCCCUGCCGCCCGAUUACUUGCCGAGCGCCGCUCUAAAGCUGCACGCGGAGGAUAUGUCAACGCUGCUCACGCAGCAUGCUUUGCAAGCAGCAGAUGCGCGGGACGAGCACAACGACGCCAAGCAGCUGCAGCUGGACCAGACGGACAAUAUCGACGGCACCAGCGCCCGCCACCACCUGUCGACCCCCCUGUCGACCUCGUCGUCGGCCUCGCCCCCGCCGCCCCCUUUCGGGAUGCACCUGUCGGCGGCCCUGAAACGCGAGUACCAUCCUCUGCACUACAUCGCCGCCGGCAACGGGCACAACGGUCCCUCGGCGCUUGGUUAUGGCAAUCAGGGAUCGGGCAAUGCGCAGAACAGUGCCGGAGGAGCAGGAUCGGUAGCGGGCGGAGCGGGAGGAGUGGGAGCCGGCGGAGGAGCCGGCGGAGCAACUGGAGCAGCAGGCCAUAACUCACAUCACACCAUGUCGUACCACAACAUGUUCACGCCGUCCCGCGAUCCGGGCACCAUGUGGCGGUGCCGCUCCUGCGGCAAGGAGGUGACCAACCGCUGGCACCACUUUCACUCCCACACCGCCCAGCGGUCCAUGUGUCCCUACUGCCCGGCCACCUACAGCAGGAUCGAUACGCUGCGCUCCCAUCUGCGGGUCAAGCAUCCGGACCGCCUGCUCAAGCUGAACUCGUCCAUUUAAGGGCGUGGCCGGGGCCCAAGUGCAGCCCAUCACCGCCAGCUUUACCAGCAGCAGCAACAGCCGCAUCAUAAGCAGAAGCAGCAGCAGCAGCAUCAACAGCAGCAUCAACAGCAGCAUCAGCAGCAUCAGCCGCAGCAUCACCCGCAUCAGCAGCAACAGCAACCAGCUUACUACAUCAGCAACUAUAGCAACUACAGCAAUAGAUACAGCUACAGCGAUAGUUUAUUGUAAAUCGCUGCAGUUUUAGGUGGAUUUUUCUUGCAUUUAGUCGUCGUCUGUACAUUACCCACUAGCUAUCCAAGCAAUAACCAUAACCCAAACUAGUAGAACCGAAGAUGCUAUGGCAAAACGCGUAAAACACAAGUAUAUUGAUAAUCUUAACUAAACUUAUUGGUAAACUUUGACACAAUCGUCCCAUCAAUUUAUAAAUGUGUAUAACUAAGGCAGAUUAGGAAAAGGUUUCAGUUGCGAGUCAAGGAGAAGGAUAUACCCUGUAUAGAGGGGCAGCGAAGGCGGAAAAGUUUUCCACAGCCACAACAAACCGUUUCGAAGGUUUCUAAAUGUUGUUUCCUAAAACUAUAAUGUAAUAACUACACUAAUAAUAGAGACAGAAAGUCAAGGAGAAUCGUUUUGAGCUGAUUCAUGAUUCGCUGACUCGGUCAGCAGAUCGGGGUCACGACCCCAUCACGCCGGGUCACCAGCAGGAGGAGGAGGAUGCGGAUGAAGAUAAGGAUGAGCAUGAGGAUCAGCCACCACAGCAACAGUCACCCACAAAUACUACUCAUACGAAGGUCACAUUAGGUUUUAGUUAACUUUACUGUUUAAUGUUUAGAUCGUAGUGUUAACCGAUAUGUUCUGCAGAGUAGGCAACGGAUGAGGGCUACUCAACCAACUACAAAGAAAUUUUCAUAUACCUCAAAUGCAUUUCAGUUUUAUUGUUGAUUGCUUAAUUUUAGUCUACGUAGACCAUUAGCACUUAUAUAGUACAUAAAGUACCACAUAUAUGUUUACCAAUGUUUCCCUCUGUUUUUUGUGUUCUCUAUCACACUUUUGAUUUUGUCCUACGCGUUAAGUGGAAGAUUUUAGGAUUAGCUCGAACCACUUGAACCACCUCACUUUUUUGUUAAGCUUGUUUAUAUUUAUGGUCAAACGUUUACUUAGUUAAAGUGUACUAAACGUAUAUGAGUCCACAAGAAAAGAAUGUUAGUUGAUAUGAAGGCUAUACAAGAAAAAACCAUAUCACAAAAAUCUACAAAAAAAUGAAAUGAUUGAAAAAAUUUAUAUAAAUUAUAUUUUUAAAUUGCUUAUUAGUCUGCUCAAUUGGCAAGAAAUUGAACGGAUUAAUUCUAUUUUUCUAAUCGAUUAUUUGGCCCUUUGAUUACCAUAACCAAAACGCCCCCGCAGAGACGGCAAAAGUAAUUAAUUUUAAACAUUUUGUGAUAGACAAAAUUAUGUUUCGACGCAAAAUAAAUUUAGAAACAGAACCCCAUAACAUAACACAUAAAACAUAAAAUUAAAUGUGAUAUUUUUGGCACAAAACUUUACAAAAAAAAGUAACUAAAUACGAUGAUAUGUCUUAAGGGAGUAGCAACAUUUGGCUAAGGUUGCUGCCUUUUGCAUAUUUAUUUAGAGGAUUUUUGUUAUAGAACUAUUCAAAAUUGUUAUCUUUCGGUCCAAAGCACAAAAUGUAUAAAAUUACUUUCUAGUUAUUCUUUAAACUCUAUUUUACUUAACUUUAAAAUCUUUUUUGAUUUCCUAAUUUUAAAUUACGUGUAUGUGAGUGUGUAUAUAUCCAUUCGAAAAUAUGUACACACAGAGAUCAUAAUUUUAUUUUAUUUAGUUAUAAGGUAUAAGUUGAUUGAGUUGAGAAACUUAAAGCCAAUAAACUACCGCAAAAUUGAAAACAAGAAAGCAAAAAUAGCACAGAUGUUAAGGCAAACCACUACUACACACAGAUUUAUGUACCAAAAAUGUAAUAAAUAUGAAAUUAUAAACAAAAAACAAACGAAACCAAGCAGUCAGAAACGAUAAGCAAACUACUAGAGAAGCUAAAAGGAGCUAAAAGGAGUCUAGCUGGAUUUUUCUAACCUUUUUCCAUAAAUAAGCAUAAAUUGUAACCGAAAUAUUUUUAUACAUCCACUUGUAAUCGGCCGAUUGGAAGAAGAGCUACCAAAGAUUGGUUGAUAAAGGGUUGCUCUGUGGAAUCGGGUCUGGAAUAUAUAUAUCACAGAUUCCAAAUGAUCUACAAUCGUCACGCGCAAAUACAAAACAACAGUGAGUUGUAAUUUAUUUUUCCUCUACAGUUACAAACUCAAUUAAUCAAUAUACAAAUACAAAUGUUGCAGUGCAGUGGCCAAAUCGCGGCACACUGCGGCAAUGAAAAAUAUUAUUAACAGUUUUCGUCGUCUACCAGUUUAAAUAAAUCAAUCCAUUAGAUCUAUAUAUAUAUAUCAAGCAACAAAUAUAUAUAUUUCAAAUUUAUUCAAAUUAAAAUCAAAAUAUAAUUCACUAGCAGCAUUUAAAUGUCAAGCGAAGCAGCGAAUAAAACCAAAUAAAAUUUA
Molecule: messenger RNA, 5449 nt
Organism: Drosophila yakuba
Lineage: Eukaryota; Metazoa; Arthropoda; Insecta; Diptera; Drosophilidae
Gene: fru
Product: sex determination protein fruitless
Exons: 8
Coding region: 510-2888 (792 amino acids)
Biological process (GO): regulation of transcription by RNA polymerase II
Cellular component (GO): nucleus
Molecular function (GO): protein binding
Source: RefSeq, a predicted model, not a curated record